Messenger RNA from Lolium perenne, 1722 nucleotides. Its product is annotated as UDP-glycosyltransferase 75C1-like. Lineage: Eukaryota; Viridiplantae; Streptophyta; Magnoliopsida; Poales; Poaceae. The record is from RefSeq and is a predicted model, not a curated record. Gene Ontology annotation, molecular function: quercetin 3-O-glucosyltransferase activity; quercetin 7-O-glucosyltransferase activity.
CACUGCAUCAUCCAGAGUGCAAUGGCACGAGCUUGUUAUUACGAGCUCACUGAAUCGAACUGUUUCAUUCGAGUCCAACGCAGGCUAAUCGAUGGAGAGCCGCGGUCGUGCGCCGGUGCCGCACCUGCUGUUCGUGACCAGCCCGAUGCAGGGCCACAUCAACCCGGUGCGCCGCCUCGCCGCCCGCGUCGCGGCGGCGGACGCUCGGGUCACCAUAUCCACCGCAGUCUCUGGCCACCGCCGCAUGUUCCCUUCCCUGGCGUCCCCGGACGAGGAGGCCGUCGACGCCGCGGGCCUGUUGCACGUCCCCUUCUCCGACGGCUACGACGAGGGGUUCGAUCGCGAGGUGCACGACAUCCGCUCCUUCGCCGCGCGCAGCCGCGCGGCCGGGUGCGAGACGCUCGCCGGCGUCGUCGCGCGCCUCGCCGAGCGCGGCCGCCCCGUCACGUGCAUCGUGUACACCUUCCUCGUCGGGUGGGUGCCCGAGGUCGCGCGCGCGUGCGGCAUUCCGGCCGCGCUCUUCUGGAUCCAGCCGGCCGCCGUGUUCGCGGUGUACUACCACUACUUCCACGGCCACGGCGCUGUCCUCGCCACCUGCGCCAACGACCCCACCUGCGACGCCGUCGUCCGCCUGCCUGGGAUGCCGCCACUCAAGUCGCGCGCGCUCCCGACCAUCGUGUCGCUCACCUCGCCGCAGCAGCAGGGCUACCCGGUGCUCGGCACGCUGCGCGACCUCUUCCUGGCGCUCGAUGCGGACAGGCCCACCAAGGUGCUGGUCAACACCUUCGAUGCGCUGGAGCCCGAGGCGCUCCGUGCCGUGCCGGGCCUGGAGCUCGUCGCCGUCGGGCCGGUGGUUCCCGACAUCGGCGCGUCUCCGUCCAGCACGGACCUGUCCCUCUGCGACGACGGCAGCGACGCGUACAUGGAGUGGCUGGACACUCAGGUGGCACGGUCCGUUGUGUACGUGUCGUUCGGAACCAUAUUUACGGCGAGCAAGCGGCAGGAGCUGGAGACGUUCCAAGGACUAAAAGCCACCGGCCGGCCGUACCUAGGGGUGUUGCGCAAGGUCGCCGAGGAAGGUGCGGCGUUGGACGGCGGGAGCGGUGGUGGCGGCGCCGCCGACGGGAGGCAAGGGAUGGUGGUGGAGCGGUGCGACCAGGCACGGGUGCUGUCGCACCCGGCGGUGGGAUGCUUCGUGACCCACUGCGGGUGGAACUCGGCGCUGGAGAGCAUCGCGUCCGGCGUGCCGAUCGUGGCCGUACCGCAGUGGACGGACCAGCCGACGGUGGCGUGGCUGGUGGAGGAUUGCGCCGGCGUCGGAGUGCGCGUGGAGGUGGACGAUGAGGGAGUGGCGGAACGAGGCGAGAUCCAGAGGUGCGUGGAGACGGUCAUGGGCGACGGCGACGCGGCAGUGGAGAUCCGAGCAAGCGCAAUGACAUGGAUGGAACAGGCCAAGGAGGCAAUCGCCGCCGGCGGGGUCUUGGAGAGGAAUCUUCAAGCGUUCGUGUCGGGGCUAUGACAACAUCUAUUCCGACAUCCUUGCGCGGGAGAGCAUAUCUUCCACAAUUUCGCACGAGCAUGUACAUGCAGUUCGAUUUCUUCCUAAAAUGCGACAUUUCUUCAAAAAAAAAAAAAAAAAAAAAAAAAAACUCGAGGGGCUACGGUGCAUGCGUGAAGACAGAACCACUUUGUCCGUUUCACACAAUAUGCGCGGUUGAAUUU